Cooperia oncophora is the source of this 573-nucleotide messenger RNA. The record is from the annotation of a GenBank genome assembly. NCBI's taxonomy places the organism in Eukaryota, Metazoa, Nematoda, Chromadorea, Rhabditida, Trichostrongylidae.
AUGUCUGCGUGGCCGUCUCACUCGGCGAGACAUUUCCUCCGUGAAUUGGUUGUGAAUGCGAUUCUUCUUCCCUGCCUUGAUCUGAUCGCUGAUCCAGACACCAUCAAUCACCUACUGAUAUUGGCGUUCGAUGCACAGAAAGCAGAAGAUGAAGAAGUGUCGCAGCUUGCUAAUAGUAGCAAAGAUGUGAAUUUCCUCAUGAAUUUCACCGAGCCUCCCUCGCAAACUGUCCCGGAUUCGUUGCUCCAGUUGAAGUUGAGCGAGUUAUUGAGGGAUGCACGACAAUUCUCCAUGUUCCGUCUGUACCUGCAAGACACUCGUGGACCAGUUCAUGAACUGAGUUUCUUAGCCGAAGCUUCUCGUAUUCACGACAGUAUGCAGCGGAAGUCAUACCAAGUCGUCUACCAACGGAUGCAAGCUGAUCAUGUGAUCCCAUUUUGCCAGUCUGAUGCGUUUUUGGGAUAUUUAUGCGGUAGUCCACCAGUUUCCGUUAAUGAGCUGAUUGAUCAACGCUCUGUGCCAAGGAAGUCAUCAGUGUCAGGAGGCACAUUUUCUUUAGCGCAGUUCAGGUAA